UACCACCUGGUUCGUAUACGUGAGGGGGAUGAGUGGAAGACAGCUUUCAACACGCCCACGGGACACUUUGAGUACCGGGUCUUACCAUUUGGUCUGACCAACGCCCCAGCUGUCUUCCAGGCCCUGGUUAACGACGUGUUGAGAGACAUGGUGAAUCAAUUCGUCUUCGUGUAUCUUGAUGAUAUCUUGAUAUUUUCCCCAUCUCUGCAGGUACACACUCAGCAUGUUCGCCAGGUGUUACAACGGCUGCUGGAGAACCAGCUCUAUGUUAAGGCGGAGAAGUGCGUUUUCCAUGCCCAGUCGGUUCCGUUCCUGGGGUUCGUUGUUUCGGCAGGGGAGAUCAAAGCCGACCCCUGUAAGGUAAGGGCCGUUGCCGAGUGGCCAGCUCCUGACUCUCGUAAAGCUCUGCAGCGGUUCCUGGGGUUUGCCAACUUCUAUCGGCGGUUCAUCCGGAACUUUGGUCAGAUUGCUGCACCUUUAACGGCACUCACCUCUCCCAAGACCCUGAACGUCAAUUCAUUGUUGAGGUGGAUGCCUCAGAUGUCGGUGUGGGCGCGGUCCUAUCUCAGCGGUCACACGAAGAUGGAACCCGAAGCUGCGGUCCCGUCUGCUUUGGCUUUUGUCCGACGGUGUCGACGCACCUGGAAGAAAGCUAAGGCGGCCUUGGCCCAGGCUAGUAGGCGGACCAAAGCAGCGGCCGAUCGUCACCGGACUCCUGCCCCCCGCUAUGUGUGUGGUCAAAGGGUAUGGCUUUCCACCAAGGACCUGCCUCUCAGGGUAGCCUCACGCAAGUUGGCACCCAGGUUCAUUGGCCCAUACCGGAUCACCAAGGUCCUGAGUCCGGCGGCGGUGCAGCUCAAGCUCCCUACCACGCUUGGUCGGGUACACCCUGUUUUCCAUGUUUCCAGGGUUAAACCUGUGUUCCAUUCCCAUCUUGUUUCAUCUGCCCCAACCCUCCCUUCCCCCCGUCUAGUGGAUGGCUCCCCGGUCUAUACGUUGUGUUCCUGA
Molecule: messenger RNA, 1008 nt
Organism: Carassius gibelio (silver crucian carp)
Lineage: Eukaryota; Metazoa; Chordata; Actinopteri; Cypriniformes; Cyprinidae
Exons: 4
Coding region: 148-1008 (286 amino acids)
Source: RefSeq, a predicted model, not a curated record